Molecule: messenger RNA, 1518 nt
Organism: Dromaius novaehollandiae (emu)
Lineage: Eukaryota; Metazoa; Chordata; Aves; Casuariiformes; Dromaiidae
Product: collagen alpha-2(I) chain-like
Exons: 10
Coding region: 16-1518 (500 amino acids)
Biological process (GO): telomere maintenance via recombination
Cellular component (GO): telomerase holoenzyme complex
Molecular function (GO): telomerase RNA binding; telomerase activity; protein binding
Source: RefSeq, a predicted model, not a curated record
UUUGGGUGCAGAACGAUGGAUUUUGGGUGCGCCGGGGGGAUUUUGGGUGCAGAAGGGGGGCUUUUGGGUGCGCAGGGCCGGCGGGUGCUGGGGGCCGCCCGCGACGGGGGGGUCGCCGCCUGGGACCUGCCGCCCGGCUCCCCCCGCACCCGCUUCCGGGACCCCGUCGCGGCCCCCGCCUGCGCCGCCGUCGCCCCCCCAGGGGGGCCCCGGGCGCUGCUGGCCAUGACGGGCGCCGACGGCGUCACCCGCAUCUGGGAGCCCCUCGAGGCGGCGGCGCCGCGCUCCCUGGGCGGCCACUGCGGCCGCGUCACGGGGCUGGGCGUCUUCGCGGCCCCGCCCCCCGGCGGCGGCCCCGCCCCCCGCGCCUACGUCAUCACCGCGGCGGACGACGGCACCGUGCGCGUGGUGCCGCUGCCCGGGCCAGAUGAGCCGCUCCCCGAGCAGGACCCCGGCGUCCGGGGGGGCCCAGGCGUCCGGGGCCCGGUGGCGGCGCUGGCCUGGAGCCCCGACGGGGCCCUGGCGAUCUCGGGGGGCCCCGGCGGGCGCCUGGUGCUGUGGGGCGACGGGCAGAGCCUGGCCGAGGCCACGUGCGCUCCCCCGGCGGUGACGGCGGUGGCCUUCUGCGACGCCCGGCGGGUUCUGGUGGCGGCCGGGAGGCGCCUGGAGCUCUGGGAGGUCGUCGAGGAGGAGACGGCGCGCGGGAGGCGCCACCGGCUGCGGCGCGGCGGAGCGAUGGCGGCGGCGGCGGCGGCCAUGACGGGCGGGGCCCCGGCGUCCCCGGUGCUGCGGCUGCUGCGGGGGGGGGCCGCCCCCCCAGCCCGGGCUCCUGGCUUUGGCCGCCGACGGCAGGUGACGGCGGCGGGGGGGCCGCGCCCGGACGCCUGGGCCCCUCUCCCGGACGCCUGGGCCCCCCCGGCCGACGCCAACCGCCCGGACGCCGGGGCCCCCGAGGACUCCAGGGCCCCCGAGGACGCCUGGGCCCCUCGCCCGGACGCCGGGGCCCCUCGCCCGGACGCCGGGGCCCCCGAGGACGCCUGGGCCCCUUCCCCGGACGCCGGGGCCCCCGAGGACGCCUGGGCCCCUGCCGCCUUCCGCCUGCCCGGGAGCCCCGUCGACGCCCAGGCGCUGCCCGACGGCUCCGUCCUCGUCUGGGCCGGGGCCACCCGCCCCCACCUCUGCCGUCUGGUGCCGGCGGGGGAGGGGUGGCGGGUGCAGGACGCCUGGGCCCUCGCCGCCCCCCUGGAGCCGCACGGCCCCUCGCAGUGGUUCAACGGCGCCUGCUACAUCCCCGGCGCGGGGGUCUUCCUGGCCCGCUCCGAUGGCACCCUGUGCGUCAGCCCCGGGUGGGGGGACGCCGGGGCCCCCGGAGCCGCCUGGCGCUGCCGCAAGCUGGCUCAUUUCGCCUGCGCCGGCCCCGUGAGCUGCCUGGAGCCCCGGCCCGGCCCCCGGCCCGGCCUGGCCCUGGGCGACGCCUGGGGCCGCGUCUACUUCCUGCGCUGGGACACGCCCCCCUGA